Helobdella robusta is the source of this 654-nucleotide messenger RNA. RefSeq lists its product as hypothetical. NCBI's taxonomy places the organism in Eukaryota, Metazoa, Annelida, Clitellata, Rhynchobdellida, Glossiphoniidae. The annotation marks the transcript as partial. Gene Ontology annotation, molecular function: proton transmembrane transporter activity. The record is from RefSeq and is a predicted model, not a curated record. Gene Ontology annotation, biological process: proton motive force-driven ATP synthesis. The transcript is spliced from 6 exons.
AAUUUUCCGGUGUUGAGACGCCCUGAAACUUGCCCUCCUACAAGAUUGGGCUUUAUUCCUGAAGCAUGGUUCCAAGCUCUUUAUGAUAAGACAGGAGUGACAGGUCCCUAUGUGUUUGGGUUUGGCUUCAUAACCUACCUGCUGUCAAAAGAAAUAGUGAUAGUGGAGCAUCAGUUCUCACACUUUCUUGCAUUUUGGUUAGCUUUUUACUGGCUUCACAGGAAGUUUGGAGAUAGAAUUGCAAAGGCUCUUGACAAGAAAACUGAGCAUUUAGAUGAGAAGAUGUUCUUGAAGCCACUGAGAGACACGAGGGAGAGUUCAGAGAAGGUCAUCAAGGAUCUGGAGAAGACCAUCUGGCAAGAAGGUGGCCAGAAAUAUAUCUUUGAUGCUAAAAGGGAAAAUAUAGAUUUGCAAUUGGAGAGUGCAUAUAGGCAGAGACUUGCUGAAGUUCAUCAAGGGGUCAAAAGAAGAUUGGAUUAUCACAUGGAGGUUGAGAACUUGCACAAAACUGUGGAACAGAAGCAUAUGGUAAACUGGAUAGUUAGCAACGUCAUCAAGGGUAUCACUCCACAACAGGAGAAGGAUAGCAUGUUGAAAUGCAUCGCUGACCUGAAGGCCCUUGCACAAAAACAGAAAGCUGCCCCCGCCGUUUAA